Molecule: messenger RNA, 1776 nt
Organism: Diplodia corticola
Lineage: Eukaryota; Fungi; Ascomycota; Dothideomycetes; Botryosphaeriales; Botryosphaeriaceae
Product: fact complex subunit pob3
Exons: 5
Coding region: 1-1776 (591 amino acids)
Cellular component (GO): nucleus; FACT complex
Molecular function (GO): nucleosome binding; histone binding; DNA binding
Source: RefSeq, a predicted model, not a curated record
AUGUCUGCCUGGCGCGUUGAUGAACCGGACCCGAGCGCUGAUAGGCGGCCACACUCGAACAGGUCUGAGCCUCUCAGAGAAAGUUUUGACGGCAUUUACCUGGACCUUUCGACGCUGCCUGGACGAUGCCGUUUCGCUGAAGGCGGCCUUGGCUGGAAGCCUUCGGCCGGAGGGGAUACCUUCACCCUGGACAGAGAUAACAUUACGCUGGGACAAUGGAGUCGCGCUGCGCGUGGCUACGAGCUGAGGGUCUACACCAAGAACACUGGUCUCAUCCAGCUCGAUGGCUUCCAGCACGAGGACUUCGAUCGUCUGGCCAAGGUCUUCAAGAUGUGGUAUAGCAUCAACCUCGAGAGCAAGGAGCACGCUCUGCGUGGAUACAACUGGGGCAAGGCCGAAUUUGGAAAGUCGGAGCUGUCGUUCAACGUCCAGAGCCGCCCCGCUUUCGAGCUGCCCUACUCCGAGAUCGCCAAUACCAACCUCGCCGGAAAGAACGAAGUUGCCAUCGAGUUUUCGCUCACCGGAAAUGGUGAGGAUACCGGUACGAACGGUCAUCUAGGCGGCGCCAGAGCUCUGGGCAAGAAAUCGGGCGGUGCGAGGGACCAGCUCGUGGAGAUGCGGUUUUACAUCCCUGGAACUGUGACAAAGAAGGAGAAGAAAGAGGAUGGCGAGGACGUGUCUGAGGGCGACGAGGAGGAGGAGCACAACGCUGCCAGUCUGUUCUACAACACACUGAUCGAAAAGGCAGAGAUUGGCGAGAUUGCGGGCGACACCUUCAUUACAUUCGAAGAUAUCCUGCAUCUCACGCCCAGAGGUCGUUUUGGUCUGGACAUGUACGAGACGUCGUUCCGUCUUCGUGGCAAAACGUACGACUACAAGAUCCAGUACGAUGCGAUCAAGAAAUUCUUUGUACUGCCGAAGCCCGACGAUAUCCACCAACUCAUCACCAUCGGCGUCGACCCGCCUCUUCGUCAAGGUCAAACCAGAUACCCUUUCAUUGUCAUGCAGUUCAAGAAAGACGAGGAGCUGGACGAGCCGGUUCCGCUAAACAUCGAGCCCGACGUGCUGGAGGAGAGAUACAAGGGAAAGCUCGAGGCCCAGUACGAGGGACCGAUCUACCGUGUCGUUGCACAAUUGCUCCGUGGUUUGUCAGGAAGGAAAACGAUCGCGCCGUCGAGGGAUUUCGUCAGCCACCACCAGCAGAGUGGUAUCAAGUGUUCGAUCAAGGCCAACGAAGGACACCUCUACUGCAUGGACAAGAGCUUCUUGUUCGUGCCUAAGCCGGCCAGCUACAUCGCUUUCGACCAGAUCUCGAUCAUCACCAUGUCUCGUGUCGGUGGUAACCUCUCGUCGAGCCGCACUUUCGACAUCACGAUUAGGAUGAAGAACGGUUCAGAUCACCAGUUCAGCAACAUCAACCGUGAGGAGCAGACGCCCCUGGAGGAUUUCUUCAAGAUCAAGAACCUGAAGACCAAAAACGAGAUGGUGGAUGAUUCUGGCGCCCUCCUCGCGGCAGCUCUCAACGAUGACCUGGACGAGUCGGACGACGAGCAGGUGGCAGUCAACCGCGGCAGCGCAGACGAGGACUCGGAAGAAUUGGACGAAGACUUCCAGGCCGAGAGCGAGUCGGAAGUGGCCGAGGAGUUCGAUUCAGAUCACGAGAGCAGCGGCAGCGACGGCGACGAGGAAAUGGCAGAUGCGGAUGCGGAUGCCGACGGCGACGAGGACACGUCGAUGGUGGAACGGCCAAAGAAGAAGGCGAAGACGGACAACUGA